This is a messenger RNA of Anolis sagrei ordinatus, 3473 nucleotides long. Lineage: Eukaryota; Metazoa; Chordata; Lepidosauria; Squamata; Anolidae. The record is from RefSeq and is a predicted model, not a curated record.
UCUUGAUAGGGAUGAUGUCUACAACUUUAACUUAAGUGGAUUUGAUGAACCUACAAUAAAGCUUGGAAUUCAAGAAUUUCAUCUUACUAAGUUGGAAGCUACUAAGAUGGAAGUGACUGCAGAUCUUUCAAAGAAAAUGAAUCACGAUACUCAAAGAAAAAGCAUAAGCCAAAAGAGGCAAAGCAAUAAGAAUAAGACUAAUAGAAACAAGAAACAUCUUUUUAGUGACACAGAUACAGAAUAUAGAGGUGAUGACACUAAAACAGAUAUUAGCUGGCUAAGAGAGUCCAACAGAAAGCCUAAACCCCAACUUAUAGAUUAUAGCAGAAUGAAAAAAAAGAAAAUUAAAAUUCUGGAAGCAAAGAAAACUUCCCCACCCAGGAGUAUGAGGGGAACAUUUCAACAAAAUGAAACCAUAAAAAAUACGAAACCAAUUUCUAAAAACCAAAGUGACAGUGAUAGAGAAGAAGAAGCACGACGUUCCAGACUGAAGCCAAAGAGAAAAGCAGCACUAGCCAAAAAAAGUUAUAAAGAAUUCUCAGAUUCAGAGAGUGGCAUAGAAGAAGAAUCUUCUGAAAACCUAGUUAAAAGAGGCACUUUAAAAGAAAAUCCAGAACCUAAAAGUAUAAAAACAAAAGCAGUUAAUCAAUCAAAGGCACAGCAGAAUAUUUUUUCCAGUGAACCACCUAAAGGAAAUUUGGUAAACCAACAUAAAAACACUGCUAUAUCAAAUGAUUCAGGAUCAAAACAAAAAAUGGAAUUAUCAUCUCUACCUUCAUUUGAAAGUCCACCUUCUCUUGAGAUAAUGAGAUGUUGUGAGGAGUACAGAGAGGAACAAUCUACUGAAGAACAUAUAUCACCAGGAAGAUCAUCGUUAUCAUCUUUGUUAACAUCUGAAAAAGAGUUUAUGUCUGAAAAGGAGAAAUCUUUAGGUGAUACUAAAAAUGCAUCUGAUGUAGAAGAAAUUAAUACAGAAAGCAAACAAUUAAAGAAGCUUUCAGAAAACAGCAGAAAGCUGGAAUUUGAAACUGAAGAUUUGUCACCUGCUUCAAGCUCAUCUUCUUUGCCCAGACUUAGUCCCUUAAAUACAGGGGGAAAAUUAACUAGUAACCAAGAUGCAGAUGUUACUAAAGUUCAAAAGAAAAUAUGUGAUAUUGGUGAACCAGUGAACAUAAAGCAUUACUCUUUAAACAAAUCAUCUGAUAUAGAACUAGAAAUAUUUUCUGAAAAUCUCAUGAAAAAUAGAGGAAAGGCUUCUGUAUCGGUAUCUCAGUCAUCUACUCCCAGAAAAAGCAAAGAAAACUUAUGUCAUGAAGAAUUUCUUGCUCACAUUCAUGAAUCAGGGCCUACAGUAUAUACUAAUUUCAAGAGGUUGUAUCAAGAGGACACUGAAGCUGAUUCUGAUGAAGAAGAAAUCAGAAAAGAAAAAACAAAAAGAAAGCUACUUCCUAGAAAGCUGUUUAAAACUGAAAAUAACACUUAUAAAGUUUCUGAAAGUACGUCUACUGUAUCUGUAAAUGACAUAUCUGUAUUUGGUGGAGAUGGCUGGGAUGCUGACAGUUCAAGUAUAGGAAUGAUUUAUCAGAAGUUUCAUAAAGAGCUUUCUAGAAAAAUCCAGGGAUCAACAGCUGGAAAAUCUUCAUUCUCAUCUGAUUAAAGAGAUUGAAAGUUUUGAAAGAGAUUCACAAGCAUUAAGGAAUAUGGAAAAGGAAUUUUCAAACUUUUCAAAGAAGCAAUGUGAAGCAUAUAGCACAUACAACAAAAACGAGCAACAGAGGCUCCAGAAUCUUAAAACAUCGUUCAAAAAGAACAUUUAUGAUACAGCUGACUGCGAGGAAUUUGUUUUUACUUCUGAGAUGCAUCAAAUGAAAGCACAUUUGAAGGGAGUCCAAGAAAGAUUUCUUAAGGAAAUGCAUGAAGAGGAAUUGCUCAAUGUUCGCAAAGGUCUCCAGUCACUUUUUAUGGACGAAAGCCGACAUUUCUAACAUAGUAAAAGGGUGUGUAUGUGCUUACUAUGCAUUUUGUAAUUAGAUUGACCCCAUAAUUUAGGAAUGGAACAUUUACUAGUUGCUUAAAUCUCAGCAUAGACAGCAGACAGUUCUUAUAUGAAAUCUUUUCACUGUUUCUAUGAUUUUUGUAGAUAAGAGGGGUAUUUUUGCAAUUUCUUAAAAGCCAUUGGAAUAUUUUUUUUAGUCAUAGAAGGAUAUAAUCCGUAGGGGUGCCAUCAAACAAAGCAAGGGCACAAGUGAUGAGGAAGUUGGGGCCGGUGGUUAAGAUCCACAAAUACUCCACUGAAGAGCAGUAGGAAAGAGGGAUUAGAGAAGGAAUAGUUUUAAAUGUAGGACUUGCUCAUUCCACUUAGAUGACACCAUAAACAAGGCAGAUUUCAAUUAGCAUGAAAUAACCAAGGAAGCCAAUGAGAAUCAAAGAUUGCAGACUUUGUAUGCCAAUCUGUUCAAGCUUGGUGAACAUUAGCAGCUACUACAUUUAGAGUCUGCUAAGAUGCACUGCUGGUGAUCAAUUUCUUAACAGGCUGUUAUGGGAACAUGUCCCUGAUUGAGAGUGAGGUAGUCUGAGCAUCUGCCCCAAAGUAUGAUGGCACCAAUGGUUGGAUCCAGAUGUAGUUGUGCUUACAACAGACAUUUAAGUUUAAUUUGCCCCAUUGAUUUGAAUAGACCUACAUAUGAGUAAUCCGGUUUAGUCUUUGAGUAUGUUACUAUCUGCCACUGGAAAUAGUAGCAGUAAUGUAUGCAUUGUGAAAUUCAGGUUGUAAUUAGAUUUUUCUUUUGCUAUUAAAAGCAAAUAAAAUUAUAUUUGUGCAUAUUUUAUCUACAUUAUCUACAGUAUAUGAUUUUAAGUACAAUUUUUAUAGUCAAACCUUUUUAACAUCUCUUAACUGUAUUGGAAAUGGUUAAAAUAAUGGAAUUUUGUUAUAAAGAUUAAACUAUUUAUUCAAAAGACUGAUAAAACUUUCAAAGUAUUUGUUAUUGUUGUAACAGGAAUUUUUUCCAUGUUGCUAUUUUUAUUUUCUGGCUGAAGCAUCUGUCUGCAGAUACUCUCUUAGAGACACUUACCUGGAAAUAAGUGCAGAACUGUAUUUCUAAAUGAACAUAUGUAAGAUAUAUCUGCAUCUUUUCAUGAGUUCAAUAACUUAUACAGCAAUGCAUGAUCUGAAUAAUGUACUAUGGGGUCCACUUUGAAGAAAGAGCUGUUAAAAUAAACAAUGUUGUACUUGAUUUUGAUAACAUUCCAUAUCUAAGAUUUUAAAAUACUCAACCCAUGCACAUAUUCUUCAGAGUAGAGAUCACAUAAUAUCUGCUAUAAUAAUGAAACUUAUCUGUUUGUUGAUGACACAGCCAAACUUAUCUAUUUGUUGAUGACACAGAAUGUCAAAGGGGACACCUUUGGUAUCUUUUCUAACAUAAACAAUAAAAUAGUGGCUUGGGCCAUCUUCCUUAUUUGUCAAAUAAAAA